This is a messenger RNA of Angiostrongylus costaricensis, 366 nucleotides long. NCBI's taxonomy places the organism in Eukaryota, Metazoa, Nematoda, Chromadorea, Rhabditida, Metastrongylidae. The record is from the annotation of a GenBank genome assembly.
AUGCACAUCAUCGCGAUCGCUUUAAAUGCUUGUCUGAUAUGCCUUGUGGCUGCAAACUCCGGAUCUUCUGCAUCGACAAGUUCUUCCAUUCGUACUCAACAUAGUAUGGUCGUCGAUUUGAAACAAGAACUGAGCGUUAUCGACUACUUUGGCGCCUUGGUAGUAUGGGUGAUGUUCUUCACGAUUCUUUUCAUUGUCUCUGCUACUUGUAUCAACUGGUGUUGCAUUCAGAAGCAUGACGACAUAACAGUGCUUGAAGAGUGGGGAUAUCACCAUAAGGUAAACAUGCGUAUGGGACCGCAUCGACCGUCAAUGGUAGCCCGAAAUAUUCUUCAGGAUAAGAACAGCGACGACGAAAAGGAAUGA